This is a messenger RNA of Thecamonas trahens ATCC 50062, 3495 nucleotides long. RefSeq names its product ion transporter. The coding region runs from base 1 to 3495 and encodes 1164 amino acids. The record is from RefSeq and is a predicted model, not a curated record. Gene Ontology annotation, biological process: potassium ion transmembrane transport. The transcript has 2 exons. Gene Ontology annotation, molecular function: voltage-gated potassium channel activity. Gene Ontology annotation, cellular component: membrane. NCBI's taxonomy places the organism in Eukaryota, Apusomonadida, Apusomonadidae.
AUGGAUGCCGAAGAGCUUCCGCUACUCGGAGGAGAGGAACGCGGCAUAGAGUGUCUGUACGGUGGGCUGGAGAGCAGACUCGCCGAUGACCUUGUGCUUGUUCUGGUGGCGGUCAACGUGAUCUCGUUUGUGCUCUCGACAGUGGAUGCCAUCGACGACAAAGUGGGGACGGUGUUUGAUGUCAUCGAAGCUGUCUCGGUGGCCCUCUUCACCAUCGAGUAUGGUCUACGGAUGGUGGCGAUCGGCGUAGAAGACAAGUACGCUGGUUGGUCUGGUCGCGCAAAGUGGAUGGUCUCAUUCUUCUCGCUCGUCGAUCUCGCUGCCAUCAUGCCGUUCUACGUCGGCUUGGCUAUCGGCGAUGAUGUCGGCACCACGCAGUUUGUGCGCAUCUUGCGUGUCUUUCGCAUGUUUCGCGCCGAGGGCCGGCUCGUCGAGGCCUUUACUCUGCUGGAUGAUGUGGUGCGGGCGAACCGGGCUCUCCUGGCUACUUCGUCGUUCAUGGGCGCUGCGCUAUGGCUUCUUCUUGCCGGCGUGUUGUAUGCAACCGAGAAGGACAACCCCGAUGUGGCUGGAGAGUACGAUACCUUCUUCAAGGCACUCUGGUACGCGCUGCUCAACUUGCUUGGCGAGUUCCCGAUCGCUGCCGAGCUGUCUAGCGCCGGCAAGGCGGUCUCUUGCUUCACUGUCGUCUUUGCAGUCGGAUUCUUCUCGAUCCCAACCGGGAUUAUCGGCGCGGGCCUGCUUGACAUGCUGACCGAGCGGCGCAAUGCGCGUGCUGUCGCAGAUGACAGCCGUGAUGCCGCCAACGUCAGUCGAGAACAUAGUCUCUGCCGUGGAUGUGAAGCUUCCGCCCGUCAAGCUCACAUUGCCGCCAAGGGGCUCGGUGGCCGCCUUUAUCUUGUACUCGACGGUGUCGGCGUUUGGGGCAGGAUCAUCGAGGCCUGCAUCAUGGCUCUCAUUGUUGUCAACGUGGUAGUGUUUUCGAUCUCGACUCUACCAGACAUUGGCUACGACGGUGCGUUCUUUGUGUUUGAGGCAAUGACGGUCGGCCUGUUUUCGGUCGAGUACCUGCUCCGGCUGUGGACAGUGGCGUUUGGUACAGCUGGCGAGGGCGAGACGAGCUGGCAGGCUCGGGCGCGAUGGGUUGUCUCGUUUGAGUCUGCCGUGGAUCUAGCGUCGAUUGUUCCGUUCUACGUCGACCUCGCGUUGACAGGGACGGAUGUCUCGCCGACGACGCUGCUGCGAGUGCUGCGGCUAGUUAGGCUGCUCAAGGCCGACUCGUAUGUCCAUGUCUUUGAUCUGAUGGACGAUGUGGUGCGGGCAAACGGGGCGAUGUUGGCGACAACGGCGUGGGUGGCGCUGGUGGUGUGGAUACUGGCGGCGUCGCUGAUGUAUGCCACCGAGCGGCACAACAGCAAUCUCGAGGUUGCGUCCGAGUUUGAGUCUGUGCCCGAGGCGCUGUGGAUCACCUUUCUCAACCUGACUGGCGAGUACCCGCUGGCAGACUACACUCCGUGGGGCAAGGUUGUGUCGUCAGUGGUGGCACUCGUGGCCAUCGGCGUCGCCGCGCUACCGACCGGCAUCUGGGCGGCCGGCUUUGAGGACGCGCUCGCCGAGGCCAAGGCGCACACGGCCGAGGACACCACCGAGUGCGAGCAGUGCAUCUCGCCUGAGCUCGCAGCAUCAUCGGCGCGGCUGCGACUGCGAGCGGCGGCGUUUGUGCCGCUGGCGGCGCACUCGCCACAAAGGGCGGCGCAGCUACGGAGCUCGGGACAAUCUGCGGCGGCUCGAGCACCGGACUGGAUACGCAGCCUGUACGCCUUUGUCUCGGGUGCAACUCGUGCCGGAGCAGCGGCCGAGCUUGUGGUGGUGGGCCUCAUCUUUGUCAACACCAUCACGUUUGUGCUCGGCUCGGUCGACUCGGUGGCUGCAAGCGCGACUGCGGUCAAGGUCUUUGAAGUCCUCGAGGGCUGCACGAUGGCGGUGUUUGCGGUCGAGUACGCGGCGCGGGUGAUAGCGGCGGGAGCAGAUGCCAAGUACGCUCGGUUUGGCUGGCCGCGACUACGGUACUGCUGCUCACUCUUCGCGCUCCUUGAUCUGGCGUGCCUUGUCCCGUAUGGCGUGGAGCUUGUAACGCGAACCGAGCUGAGCUCGACGGUUGUGUUCCGGCUGUUUCGGCUGAUGUUCCUGCUCAAAUCAGAGUCGUUUGUGAGUGUCUUUACGCUGCUUGACGAUGUGUUUGUGGCCAAAGCGCCACUGCUGCUGUCGUCGGCGUUUGUGGCCGGUGUGUGCUUGAUUGUCUUUGCCACACUCUUGCACUACACCGAGCAGCACAACGAGAUUGUGGUGAACGAUCUAAGCAUGGCGGCACGAUACGAGAGCAUCCCGUCGGCGCUGUGGUACACGCUGGUCCACCUGACGGGCGACUACCCGCUGUACCAGUACACGUGGUGGGGCAAGGGCGUCAACUUUGUGUCUGCGCUCACGGCGGUGGGCGUUGUGGGCAUUCCGUCGGCCGCGAUUGCUUCGGGCUUUGUCUCUGCGCGGGCGGCAAUUGACGGUGGCGAGUUCGGCGGUGAGCGGGACGACGCACUUCCGCUGAUCCCAGCAGCGGGCGACGACGCGCGGUGCCGGCAAUGCCGGGUGGAGAGGGCACGCGCCACAGGCGUCGCCGGCUGGCUCCACGCACUGUUUGUUGGCGAUCUACGCGUCGGCCACUGGCCCAACUACCUCCUCAACGGGCUGAUUGCGGUGAAUCUUGUGGCGUUCGCGCUCGGGACCGAGCCAAGUGUCCGCGCGGGAAGCGGCGGGCGGGUGGGCGACGCGCUUGACGUGGUCGAGUGGAUCUCGGUAACGGUCUUUACGAUCGAGUAUGUGGCACGGCUUGUAGCUGCCGACGCAGAUCCUGACUGGGGCUACUCGCGGCUGCGGUACGGGUGCUCGUUCUUUGCGCUCGUUGAUCUUACGGCGAUCGUGCCAUUCUACGUGAGCGUGGCCAUCGGUGACAGGACAUCUGUAUCGACGCUCCUUCGCGCACUGCGAGUGGUGCGGGUGCUCAAGGGUGAACACUCUGUGGAGGCGUUCACGCUGGUGGACAACGUGGUGGCGGCGACGGGCCGGGUGUUGGCGACGACUGGCUUUGCAGCCGCUCUGGUAUGGAUCAUCUCGGCCUCGCUGUUCUACAUUGCGGAACGCUCACAGGCGUACACGGAUGGCGCUUUUGACAACAUGCUUCUCUCGCUCUUCUUCACCAUGAUCUUCCUCGGAGGCGAGUGGGCGGUGGUGGACUUUACGCCGUGGGGCGAGGCUGUGGGUGCGUUCACCAUCGUGCUCGCCAUCGCCAUCUUUGCGGUUCCAGGCGGCAUUCUCUUUGACGGCUUUGCCGACAUUGCCAAUAAGCGGCGUGAGCUGCGAGACCAGCUAGCUUCACGCGAUCUGCUCUGCUCUGGCUGCGGCGCGCACAUCCAAUCGUUCGUCCGCCAUCACGUGGCCUAG